AUGGAAGCCUUGGCCUGUGCAUUCUCUGAGCUGCGCAUAAGAGAAGAUGCAGUGAGCUGGGCCCAGGGACACCCUAGCCACCCCGACACGCCUCCCCACAUCUAUGAGGGGGGACUGGGGACCCAGCAGGAGCAGUGCCCAGGUGCUCCGGGGAGCAAGCCCAAGAACUUCCGGCUGCGCCACCUCCGGGACCUGGCCCACUACCUGCCCGCCCACAUGCAGCCUGCUGGCCAGUGUGAGGGCCACUGGCUGGGCCGGCUCCUGGCCGGGGACUGCCUCCCACAGCCCGAAGGCAUGGCCUGGCCCCAGGGGACUCUGCGCUCAGGUAACAGCCAGUACCCAGCCCUCCUGGAAGCCCGGCUGCUCAGGGACAGCCUAGGAAGUACAGCCUCCAGCUCUGACACGGACCAAGCCAAGGGUGUCCCCUCCCAGCCCAGUGCCCCUGAGGGCUUGGGGCCCAGACCCAAGAGGUCUUGGGGAGCCUUGAAGGAGUCCACCUGUCCCUUGUGCAAGAAAACCCGCUCGGGGGCCUUGGAGAAGUCCUAA
Messenger RNA from Echinops telfairi (small Madagascar hedgehog), 546 nucleotides. RefSeq names its product chromosome unknown C16orf90 homolog (gene CUNH16orf90). The transcript has 3 exons. The record is from RefSeq and is a predicted model, not a curated record. Lineage: Eukaryota; Metazoa; Chordata; Mammalia; Afrosoricida; Tenrecidae. The coding region runs from base 1 to 546 and encodes 181 amino acids.